Molecule: messenger RNA, 474 nt
Organism: Sciurus carolinensis (gray squirrel)
Lineage: Eukaryota; Metazoa; Chordata; Mammalia; Rodentia; Sciuridae
Product: 60S ribosomal protein L22-like
Exons: 2
Coding region: 1-474 (157 amino acids)
Biological process (GO): cytoplasmic translation
Cellular component (GO): ribosome
Molecular function (GO): RNA binding; structural constituent of ribosome
Source: RefSeq, a predicted model, not a curated record
AUGAGAGUAGCUACUCUUGUUUGUUAUGGAUCUCCUUGUGCAUAUGAUAUCAACUUCCAUCCUAUCACUUUCAUCUUGUGGCUGUCAUUGCCUAUAAGCAUAUGGCAAAGUGGGGGGAGGAGGCAAAAAAAGAAGCAGGUUCUGAAGUUCACCCUUGAUUGCACCCACCCUGUAAAAGAUGGAAUCACGGACACUGCCAAUUUUGAGCAGUUUCUCCAAGAGAGAAUCAAAGUGAACAGAAAAGCUGGGAAUCUUGGUGGAGAGGUUGUGACCAUUGAAAGGAGCAAAAGCAAGGUCACUGUAACAUCUGAGGUGACUUUUUCCAAAAGGUAUUUGAAAUAUCUAACCAAAAAGUAUUUGAAGAAGAAUGAUCUAUGUGACUGGUUGUGUGCAGUCACUAAUAGCAAAGAGAGUUAUGAAUUACCUUAUUUCCAGAUUAAUCAGAAUGAAGAGGAGGAGGAAGAUGAGGAUUAA